UACACAAUAUGUGGGAAGACGUCAAAAUUGUUCAUGGUAAACCAAGGCACAGUCAGAGCCAAGGUUCUGUGGAACGAGCAAAUAGAGAUGUAGAGGAUAUGUUGGCUACGUGGAUGGCAGAAAACAAUAGUACGGAUUGGCCCUCUGGUUUGAAAUUUAUUCAGUUUCAGAAAAACCGAGCUCUUCAUUCAGGUAUUGGAAGAUCUCCUUAUGAAGCCAUGUUUGGCUGUACUGCCAGAACAGGACUAUUAUCGAUCGGUCUACCAAAUGAUGAAAUAAAUUCAUUAAAAACAGAAGAAGAUAUAGAAAAAUUGUUUAAUCGAAUGCAAGAAAUUGGAUUACAUGAUUCAAAACAAAAUAUUGAAGAAGUUAUUUCACCAAUUUCAGAACAGCAAGAAAAUAAGAUAGAUACAGAUACGAACCUAAGAAAAUGUGAAACAUGUUUUAUUUUCCUGGAAGCUGACAAUGAAAGUACAAAAUGCAUGCAUUGCCAACGUCAUGAGAAAAUACAGAAUGAACGACAUAAAUCAAGUGAAUGCUUAAAGAAACAAGCCAAAAAAAUGAUGACUAUUUCAAAUAAGAAAUUUAGUCCACUAGAAGUUGGUACCACAGUUAAAGUUGGAAUACCUGAUGUUGAUCGAGCACGUGGAUCACCACGAAACCUAUUAGCAGUUAUUACCCAGGUUGAAGAUGAUUUAUAUAAAUUAGGUACAGAGAACGGCAUAAUUAAACAUUUGUAUACUCGAUCGCAGAUCGAUCCCUGCAAAGAAUGUUUUGUUGAUUUGGUAUCUGUAAAUACCGAAAAAGAAAUUACGCUUAGAGAAGCUGCAGGUUUUAGUAGUGUCACUGGACCACAAGGUUACAGAAGGUGUAAUUGCAAACUAAAGUGCAGAACAAACAAAUGCAUUUGUCGAUUAGCGGGAAUAUUGUGCAAUUCAAAAUGUCACAACAGCAUGCCUUGCGAAAAUAAAUAAUAAAUAUAAUAUAUAAUUAAUAAUAAAAAAAAUUAUAAGAUAAAUAUUAAUAACUGUAGUCUGUAAUUAAUUAAAUUAAUGUGUAUUUUCAGUAAUUUACGUAAUUUACCAACAGUCAAUGGUUAAUAACGUUAAUAUUCGGUCAUUGAGGUAAAAUUGUUUUAUUUUGUUUUGUAAUUUACAACAAUAGUCUAUUAUCUUGGAAACUGACGUUAUUGCCCGGUAGUUUACGAAAAUAACCUAGCAACUUGGCUUCUAACGUUAAUGACCGGUUAAUAACGUAAAUGUUCAGUUUUCAUCAUUGACCGUAACAUAUAUACUAUAUACCAACUGCCUCACUCAAAUAUUUUAUAUCAACUUUCAGUUUUUACUGUAACAACAACUAUAAGAAUUUACAAGAGUACCUACCUACUCAACAACUUAAAUAAGAUUAUUUAAUAAAAAUCCAUUCCCCUUCCUCCAACUUAAACUCAUCGAAUUAAUUAUGUUUGAUUUUAUUAUAAUAAAAUUGCACUACACAUUUAAUAACAAUCAAAAAGUGUAAAUAUAAAACUAGAACAAGUCCCCAAUUAAGGCUGUUGUAUGAUUGAUGACAAAAAACAAGUAUAGUAUUGCUUUGUUCAAUGAUGAUUUGUAGUCAUUCAAAAUUUACUAUUUAGUUUAUACUCCUUAAUGUAUUUUAACAAUAUUAUUAACAUUUUGAAAACUUGAUUUUUAAUACUUAAAAAUGAAAUUAAAAUUUCUAUUAAAUUACAUCUUACAAUAAUUACAUUAACUAACUUCUACUUUGCUAGCAUUGUAAAAAUUGAAUUACUAAUUUAAUGAAAAUGGUCGUCUAAAAAAUAUAUCAUAUAAUCAGUAGUGUAAUGGUUCAAAAUAUUGCCAUUGUGAAAACAAAUAUUAUGUCGCAAUGUCCCCCGAUAAUAAUUAUAUUAUUUUUUGCUCAAUAAAAAUAAAGAACAACCAAUAUACAAUAUUAAUUUAUUAAAUUCUCAAUUCUCUAAUAGUCAUUAAUAUUUCAUAUUUCAAAGCACAGAGAUUAAUUGUAUGCAUAAUGCAUACAAUGUUAAGUUGUAUACAUUUUAUUACCAUUGAACAACACAUACAAAAUAAUUCCUAUGUGGGCUGUUCAAUGUUCUAUUUCCAACGUUGUUCAAUAAUAUAUACUAAUUUGCAUUGAAAAGGAUGUCAAGUGCAAUAAUUUUUAAUGUGGUUUGAUGUAAGCAAUUUAACAAAAUUGUAACAUUAAAAUGUUUGUAAAUAGUUAUCACUAUUUUUAAGUAAUUUAGAAAAGAUUCCAUAUUUGCACACUAAUUGAUAAAAACAGUCACUGAAAAUGGUCAAACAUUAUUCUAGAAUGAUUUUAGGGCAACAAUUUCUUUUAUAAAAAUACUGUAGACAACAAUAUUAAUAUUAUUUAGGACUUGACUUCUCAAUUUUUCAAGUAGGAAUAUUCCUUUUCAGGAUAGAAGAAAUUUAAUUGUUUGUUAAAUAGCCACCACUGUUGUUUUUCCACAUACACUUUGGAGAAACACAUAUUUCUUUAGGUAAGUAUCUUUGAUCCUAAUUCUUAAGUGUCUUUUAGAUAUUUUUGCUGAGUAACCACCAAUAUGUUUAGCCUAAGGGAUUAGGUUCUUGUUUUAAAAUAAAACUAAGUUUAUGCAAAAUUAAACUCAUUUGAUGUGAGUCACAUUGCAUUGUGAUUCUGAUACUAGGUUUUAAUGUACUACAAUAUUUGUGCACUGACAUCCUCUUAAUAACUGAUUAUACACAUCGUAAUGAUUUAAUACAAAUUUAAAAGUUAACUUAUUAAAAUAUAUUAUAAUAUAUUUCUAAAAGUAAUUACAUAAUUUACAAACAUAUUGUUAAUAUUUUAAUUGGUAAGACUAAGGAUUUAGAAAUUAAUCUAAAUCGAAAAAGGGUUGGGUGAUGAAACAGCUGUCAUUUGAUUUCAUUUUGAAUUUGUUGCCACUUCUGUACAAG
Myzus persicae (green peach aphid) is the source of this 2957-nucleotide messenger RNA. RefSeq lists its product as uncharacterized. Bases 9 to 974 code for a protein of 321 amino acids. Gene Ontology annotation, molecular function: nucleic acid binding. The record is from RefSeq and is a predicted model, not a curated record. NCBI's taxonomy places the organism in Eukaryota, Metazoa, Arthropoda, Insecta, Hemiptera, Aphididae. The transcript has 4 exons. Gene Ontology annotation, biological process: DNA integration.